CCUCUGCAGGACAGUUCCUGUCCCUUCAGAAAGCUGACAUGGAGCUCUCUGGGACGCUGAUUUUGGGGGGAUUGAUCGUUGUUCUGGUAUGGCUGGUGGGCUUGAAGAGUCGCAGACGGUGGUCUUUACCUCCUGGACCUACAGCUCUGCCCAUCGUGGGAAAUCUACUGGUUCUGGACAAAAAAGCUCCCUUCAAAACUCUGCUGGAGUGGAGUAAGAUAUAUGGACCUGUGAUGACUGUGUACAUGGGACCGAGGCGUGUGGUGGUCCUGGUGGGAUACGACACAGUGAAGGAGGCACUGGUGGACCAGGCAGAGGACUUCACUGGCAGAGGACCCGUUGCCUUCCUGGUCCGAGCUACCAGAGGAUAUGGUUUAGCGAUCAGUAAUGGGGAGCGCUGGCGUCAGCUACGACGCUUCACCCUGACGACGCUGAGAGACUUCGGGAUGGGGCGAAAAGGGAUGGAGGAGUGGAUCCAGGAGGUCAGCAGCCAGCUGAUUGAUCGCAUCCAGUCCACUAACGCAAAGCCGUUCGAUCCCACCUUCUUCCUCAGCUGCUCUGUGUCUAACGUCAUCUGCUGCAUGGUGUUUGGCGAACGCUUCAGCUACGAUGAUGACCAGUUCCUGCAGCUUCUCCAGAUCACUGCAGACACCAUUAAAUUUGGCAGCAGCCCCUGGGGCCAGCUGUACAACAUCUUCCCUGGACUGAUGGAGUGGCUGCCGGGUCGACACAACAAAGUAUUUACUGAUAUUGAAAAGAUGAGAGGCUUCGUCUUGACAAAGAUUCAGGCUCACCGGGAGACGCUGGACCCCAGUUCACCCAGAGAUUACAUCGACUGCUUCCUCAACAGAAUCAGCCAGGAGAAGGACAAUCCCACAACUGAGUUCCAGGAAGACAACCUGGUGUCCACGGUGUUGAAUCUGUUCCUGGCAGGAACUGAGACCACCAGCUCCACCAUCAGAUAUGCACUGAGCGUCAUGAUCAAAUACCCCAAAAUACAAGAGUCGAUGCAGCAGGAGAUCGACACUGUGCUUGGACGGAAGCGUUCCCCUCGAAUGGAGGACAGGAAGUCCCUCCCCUUUACAGAUGCGGUCCUCCAUGAAAUUCAACGUUUUAUGGACAUUGUCCCCAUGGGAAUCCCUCACUAUGCUCUCAUUGACAUCUCCUUCAAGGGUUACACCAUUCCAAAGGACACUAUAAUCCUUCCCCUGCUGCACUCUGUGCUGAAAGAGGAGAACCGGUGGGCCACACCUUGGUCUUUCAACCCGCAGCACUUCUUGGACCAGAAUGGCAACUUCAAGAAAAACCCUGCGUUCCUUCCAUUCUCUGCCGGAAAGAGGGCUUGUGUUGGAGAGUCUCUGGCCCGCAUGGAGAUCUUCCUCUUCAUGGUGUCACUGCUGCAGACGUUCACCUUCUCGUCUCCUGGAGGACCUGACAGCAUCGACCUCAACCCCGAGUACAGCAGCUUUGCCAACGUGCCUCGCAGAUACCUGAUCACAGCAACGCCCCGAUGAGAGUGAACCUUCAAAUGUGCUGAAAUGCACAUUAUAUCUUAAUUUUUAACAAAUAGAAUACCAUAGUUUCAUUACAUUGAGUUUAUGAUUCAUGGUUUUACAUCAAAACGAGUGCUCAGGGGAAUUCCACAACCCUCUAAUGACUGGAUUUAUUUUCACAAUAUGUAUAUUCUGCACCUUUUUAAUGAAACAGCUUACAUUUUAUAAGUCAUAUUUCUGUGUUUUUGACUUCGUGAAUGUGUAGCACUGAUAAAUCUCUUGUACGUAGGGACCCUGGUGGCUAACAUAGAGUUAUGGAUAUAUAAAAACCUCCUCACUUUUUCCUGCUUUUUGGUGCAUUUGAAAUUUUCUAGGUUUAUUUCUGUAAAUGAUCCCUGAAAUGAGGUUUUGAGAAGCACCCAUGGCAGAUCACUGGUGAUAUGAAGGUUUUUUUUGUUGUUUUUUUUUUUUUAUCAGAAUUUGUUUACAUCUUUAGAGAAUCUCUUCUGCUCAAUAAAAAAAUCAAGAGUUUUAAGAAGGAUUGUGUAUGGAUGUAUCUAGAAAUUCUCUGGGAUUACAUCUAGAAAUGCCGAGAAGACACAUUAAGUAACAACAUGAGCAGCACUGCCAUAUGUUUUUCAAAACUGCACCUGAUGAAAAGUUAACUGCUCAACUAAAGUAUAUUGUAUCAUGAAUACAGAUCCUGCCCAUUAAAAUUUUCUGUUCAUCAACUAGUAAUUUUUGUGUUUCGUCAUCGAAAUGAUGACAAGUGGUCUAUAAUUCUUUACAAUCAUUUUGAUAUGCUUUCCACAAAAACAGGGUUGUGGCUUAAAACAAAAUUGUUAUUACUUUCACAUAAGAAGAUGUAGAGAAAUUAGCCAAUUGAAUUCUUUCCAUGAGUGGCGUUUUGUCCUGUUGAAUUAAAAAGUUCAUUUUUAAUAUAAUUCGUCAGAUUUUCAACCCUCUGCCAUCAAACAUUUUUUACCUCCAUCCUUAUUUCCUCCUGGCAGUAUUGAUCCUCCCACAAUCUGAUCCCAUUUAUCUACUUGUAUUGAUUGUCUGAUAAAAUGUUUAUGUGCACGAAUGCAUGCAUCACACAAUAAAACAUGAAAAAAAAAUAAACUAAAUAAUUUCAUUGACAAAGCA
Salarias fasciatus (jewelled blenny) is the source of this 2639-nucleotide messenger RNA. Its product is annotated as cytochrome P450 2F3-like. Gene Ontology annotation, biological process: xenobiotic metabolic process. The record is from RefSeq and is a predicted model, not a curated record. The transcript is spliced from 9 exons. Gene Ontology annotation, cellular component: intracellular membrane-bounded organelle; cytoplasm. NCBI's taxonomy places the organism in Eukaryota, Metazoa, Chordata, Actinopteri, Blenniiformes, Blenniidae. Gene Ontology annotation, molecular function: iron ion binding; oxidoreductase activity, acting on paired donors, with incorporation or reduction of molecular oxygen, reduced flavin or flavoprotein as one donor, and incorporation of one atom of oxygen; heme binding. Bases 39 to 1514 code for a protein of 491 amino acids.